Notodromas monacha is the source of this 1050-nucleotide messenger RNA. The record is from the annotation of a GenBank genome assembly. NCBI's taxonomy places the organism in Eukaryota, Metazoa, Arthropoda, Ostracoda, Podocopida, Cyprididae.
GUGCCAUGGGUGUCCAUCGGAUUCCCUUGAAUGCUGCAAAUCCUACCUAAUUCAACACUCGGGUAAUUUUUCUGUAUUAUUCCACAUUCUUCGUAAAGUUUUUACUCUCAAAAUUCCUCGGUUUCUCCAUUCGCACGUAUGAGUCAUAAAAAUGGCAGACGCUGCUCGUUCCCUUCUACACAUCGUAAGGAACCGGAGUAGAAACUACAAAAAGCUGGUCAGUGGGAAAUUCCAUCUGGAUUCACCGAAGAACCCAUAUAACAACGGAUCCAAUCUUCCGGAAGUACACAGUCCCAAUAUUGAAGAUCAUUUACCGGCAAUGGCGCGAUUGACGAAGGACCUACGAAGUUCCUUCGUGGGGAUCGUCGCAAACCGCUUAAUUCUCCCACUUCCGAAGAAUUCAUCCUUACGGCCAUGGGAACAACUCUUGGAAGGAGAUCAUCACAACAUGUCUCCUACUUUUUCAAAUACUCAAGCGCAUCGGUGCCACAGAUUCGGAACGUCCAAAUCAUCCUUAAAUUUCGGAGAUUCAAUCGGGACUCUUCGACAUCUUUCGACAGACGUGAAGUACAAGAAUAUCUCCGAGAACCCAUCGUCAGUAGAAAUCCUGAGACGAGGGGUGAUCCUCAUCGGCAGGACAUGCAGGAGUGGUUUCAAAUUUUGCACAAUGUACGUCCCAUCGCCUGGUCCUGGGAUCGGGAGAGUUAAGAACUCCGUAUGGCCAACGACUUGGGCCAACCUUGUAGUUCCACGGCCACCUAUUUCAACAGAGGUAAUUCCCAAGAUCGGAAGACAAAUCCGCAGUGUUUCACAGGUGGUUUACAACUCCGUGGAACAAAAGCUGUACUUGGAAGCUGUACACAUACGUAACAAUAUCGCGAAUCGGAAGAAGUUGCGUUCGGAUGUCGUCGAUGAACGGAAGUACUGGAAGGCGAUGGGUUUGGGACCCGAGGGUCCACGGAUGCGUAAAUAAAAAAAAUUCACUGUGCUUAUUCUAUAAAUCUGUUAGAAUCCUUACCUGAUAAAUUAAAACACUUCUUGGACUUCGAA